Aethina tumida (small hive beetle) is the source of this 2913-nucleotide messenger RNA. RefSeq names its product protein brambleberry. NCBI's taxonomy places the organism in Eukaryota, Metazoa, Arthropoda, Insecta, Coleoptera, Nitidulidae. The record is from RefSeq and is a predicted model, not a curated record. The coding region runs from base 189 to 1895 and encodes 568 amino acids. The transcript is spliced from 5 exons.
ACGUUAUUUUUACUGUAGUUUAAAAUUUGAACAGGAACAGAUUUUAGCGGGAAAAAUCUUUGAUUUACUAUUAAGUUGGCACUCAAAGAUAACGGUCGCUGGCCGUUUGACAAGAAAACCACUGGUUUUUAAAUUACCAGCUGAUAGGUUUUUGAACAGUGUUCUAGUGCUUCGAGCUUAUAAUUUUAAUGAAGGCCUUAAUUUUAUUUAUAUUUGCGUUACUCGUGCAUCCACACAUAGCUGAUGCAUUUAUUAAAAAUUAUGUUAAGAAUAUUGGAGAAUAUUUUGGAUAUAAACAAGGUGAAAAUGAAAUUAGUGAGAGUGAAUUUCAUCAAAGAAUACCGUACGAAGUGUCUACAGUUGAUGAAAAAUUCAUAAGUGAAGCUGCUAAACUUACAGGAGUUGCCCUAUCUGAAUUGGAUUCUUGUCAACACAGGGUUGUAUUAAAAUUAAAAACUGAUUGCCACAAGAUGAAUGAUGAAGAUGUAGCAAAAAUGGCAGUUCACCUAUUAAAUUGUCAGUCAUAUGUGGAAGGAAGACAAAUGUUUCCUUGCUCUGAUGACAUGGGCAUAAAGGAGUGUACAACUAAUAUGGAUUCAGACACAUGGACCACCUACCAUUUGAUGAGUAAUAGAGCAAGGGCAGUUUGUUAUACUAUCAGACAGAGCCAGUUUAGAGGUUUGGCAGAAAAUACUGUUAAUAGACUCAUGGAGGCUGCUAAGGAUCAAUUGCAGACAUUAGGCAAAAUUGCUUACAAUCAAGAGAAUCUUAGAGAAAUGGCAGAAACUACAUAUGAAAAGCUUACAGAAGGUCACGACGCCCUUUCUAAACAACAAUCAGAUAUUCGAAAAGCUCAAUUCCAAGGGCAAUUGGCAAUUGAAGACAACAUUAGACGUUUGGCUGAUGAGAAACGUUUAAUCCUGGAGACUCAUAAUGAAAUAAUUCAAAUGACUAAAUCAAUGGAGGAGAAGCUGCAACAGGCAUCUUCCCAAAUGGACAAUCAAAAUAAUGAAAGUAAAAAUAAUCAUAAACAGUUAGCAGAAGACUUGUUAAAGAUUCAAUCUAAAACCCAUGAAGUGUUUCACAGGCUAGAUGAAUUUUCACAUUUGAUGGUGGAGCAAAACCGACAAUUUAAAAAACAAUACGAAUCGACGUUGAAAAAUCUGGCUGAAGUCAACAGGACAGUUCACAACUUGGUGUCUUUGGUUGGUGGUACUCGGCAAGCCCUAGAGGAAAGGCUGUCGUGGUUAACCACCGCUUUAGGUGGCACCGAUUUGGCCAUUGAACGUUUGUACAUCAUUCUCUGGCAUUUUGGCUUUAUGUUGCUGGCGAUGUUGAGUUGCGCCUUCUUAACUGCCAAGCUGAGCACACGAAUUGCGGUUGUCAGUUUGCCUCCACUCAAUCUCGCGUUGGCUUUCUAUGGUGAACAACACUACUUGGAUCCAAUAAGUUUGUUGGCAGCUAUUGGAGUUUUUGUAUUAAUUCAAUCAACGGUUACAUACGCAUUAAAUCACAAGAAAAUCAUAAAACCAGCGUUAUCAUGGCCAAAAAAGAAUAAAAGCACAACUCCUGUGAAUAAUACUCCUGACAGAGAUGAAUAUUCCACAUUGAACAAUGCAACAUUCCUAAGUACAAAAAGCUUUGAUGAAGAUGAAGAAGUGCAAUUUACAGAGCACAGGGAGAGCUUUAGAAAUUUGACACCACCAUUGUCAAGAAAUGGGUUCUAUUCGCCUAGGUCCAGAUCGGGAAGCAGAACACCGUCGUUAUAUUCCAACGGGUUGUUAAAAUCAGAUUGUCAGGCUAUGACACGUCAAGGGACACCCUGUAAACUUUCUGCACUUUAUGGUAAACAAUAUUGCUAUAGACAUGAAAAGGGUGACUCCGUUUUAAGAUAAUGUUCGAUUAUUUAUAUUUAUCCACACAGUUUAUUUUCUAUUUUAAGGAAUUGAAUGUAAAAUUACGUUUAUUUGCAAACGUUACAAGUAACGUUUUUUUCUAUUUAAAGAUCAAUUCAAAUACAUUAGGGGAUUAUUAGAAUUACAAUGUAUCAUUAAAAUUGCCUAAAUAGUGGACAAAUUAACGUAAUUUUGGUUGUAUGGAGCUAUUUUUAAUUAUUUAAAAAUUACAUAAUAAUUUAGGCCGAGUUUUAGGCCAUUUAGGUUUUACAUUAUUUGGGGUAGAAUUUUAAUUUCAUGGCUGUUGGUAUAUUUAUUGGGUUUUUUUCUUAUUUUUUACACAUUGUACCUUAAUUUUAAGUUUGAGCUAGUGAGACGAGAUUACAAUGAAUGUAACAAUUCUAAUUAUGUUCCUAGUCAUAUUUUUUUUUCUUAUAUUUUAUUUCAAAUAUUUUACAUGCUGUAUAUUUACUUUUUUAUUUAUUUAACAAUAUUCGAAUAAAUAAACAAAAUCUAUAUUUUGUUUUUAAUCCGAAUGCGCAACAAUUUGAAUAAUGCAAAAUAUUUCAUUUUAUUUGUUGCGAUAGUCAACUAUUAUUUUUUUGUAAGUUAUUCGCAAAUGAAGUCACUGUCAAUUAUGAAUUAUUCAUUAUAAGAGUCAUACAUGUGUACAUAUUAUGUAAACAAAUGUUUUUUUUUCUUCAAAUUACAUAUACACAUAUUAAACUAAGUCAUAAUUUAUUAUCCACAAAUAUAUCUAAUUGGUGCAUAUACAGAGGCCUUACAUCAUUAAACUGAAUCAAAUUACCUUAAGGUCAAAUUAUAGCCCUAUUUUCUAGGAUAAUUUUUACUCUAUUUAAGAUAAAAGGUAUACAACUUGUUGUAAAUUAACACAUUUUUCCAGCUAUUUUCUAAUUGGAAUACAAACAAUUUUUCAGAGUUACCUAAUAUUAUUUUUACAUAUUUGUAUAGUACCUGUAUUCCAAAAAAGGACCAAUAAAAUGCUAAAAAUAUGAAA